AUGGCAAAUCCCUCCAUGGAUCAGAGCUGUGGCGGGUGGUCUGGAGAGAUAAUGGAGAAGAACAUGAAGUGUCUUCUGAGCAUCGUUUGCUUGACUUUUUGUCUUCACCUCAGUCAGGCGCAAAAUGCCAGAACAUGCAGCAGUUGUAACUCAACAACAACCGCCAACUGUGAGAACAGUCAAGGUGUCGCUUUGUGUACCUGCAAAUCCGGAUUUAUCGGGGACGGCCUGAGUUGUACACGAAUGGCAUUCUGCGACAGCCUAAAGUGUUGCCCGGAUGGCUACAGGUGGGAUGUGAAAACGAAGCAGUGCGUAGACAUCGACGAGUGUAGUAACCCCGCGCUGAGGAAGUGUUCUCCAUCAGAUAACUGCGUCAACAGGAACGGCAUCCACCUGUGUUCCUUCAACAAGAACGCUAAGUGCGGAGGGAAGGAGAAAUGUGACGAUGACGAGGACUGUCUGACAGUAAAUGGGGUUGUUCAGUGUGCUGAUCCCUGCUACAACUACAACACACUAAAUGGAACAAAGCGACUUUACACUCUCAGCUCAUCGGGAAGGUUUGAGAAUGAUCGUAACAGCAUUGGUUGGUUCCGCUUUGUCGGCAAAGGGCUCAGCCUAAGAGAAGGAUGCGUGGGGACCCUGAAGUGUGGCUCCUUUCAGCCAUACUCCCUUGGAGAUGACCACCCAGGCCAUGGAGAUGGGAUAACCGUUGUGCCUCUGUUCAGUAACACAGUGUCACUCGGAUGUGUCCGAGGAGCGGGUAUUCCGGUGAAAGCCUGUCCAGAAGGAUAUUACGUGUACAAGUUCUCAGGAUUACUGCGAUUUGACGUCUACUGCACAGUUCCAACCACAACUACUACGACUACUACAACCACAACUCCAACUACAACAACAACUACUCCAACUACUACGACCACAACUCCAACUACAACCACAACUACUCCAACUACUACGACAACUACAACAACUACGCGCCCAACAACUACUAGGCCACCUACACCAGUUAAAACUCAACAGCCCAGCACCGACGCCAUUGAAGGUUCAGGCGUAAACCACUGGUUUCCAACAUUGGCCAAAGUUACUUUCUCAAAUGUAAAACAUCCUUUACCCACCACCACAACCCCAUCCACAACCAAAACUUCACCAACAACCUCCGCACCUCCGAGAACACUGAGCCCCCCUGCUGUUGAGCUUCUCAAGAUUCUUCAAAGAUUACAAGCCUUGGCUGAAAGUAUGUCAACAACCAUUGAAAGACCUGAAAAGACCUGGAUUACUAACCAAGUAACCCAGCUAACUCAGCAAAUCAAUGAUCUAGACAGCAAUUCUAUUUCUGCUGCUCUUAAUAGCUUCAAGAGUGAGCUGACACGUGCUGCACAUAAUUUCCUAUCAUCCAAAUUCCAAUAA
Nanorana parkeri is the source of this 1404-nucleotide messenger RNA. Its product is annotated as uromodulin-like. Gene Ontology annotation, cellular component: plasma membrane. NCBI's taxonomy places the organism in Eukaryota, Metazoa, Chordata, Amphibia, Anura, Dicroglossidae. Bases 1 to 1404 code for a protein of 467 amino acids. The transcript is spliced from 4 exons. The record is from RefSeq and is a predicted model, not a curated record.